CAUAUGAGAUGCGUACUUCGAGCCCGAUUCGUCAGUGUACUUUCAUUUGUCUUCCAGAGUGGAUGUGGUCCACUCUCGCUCGUCAGACAUAACACGUUUUAAUAGAUAACUACGUGGUGGUUAUCAUUUAAGUGUUUAUAAUCACGUGGUGGUUAUUAUUUCUUUUUCAAUAUUUAAUACGUUACGAGGUAGCGUAGUAUUUUAUAGUUUUGGUUUGAGGCUAACGUGAGUUAGAAAAUGGCGGGUGUUGAACACCGUUCGGCCAGUUCGGAGAAGGAAAAAACGAAGGGUGAACCUUCCAAACGUGCCUCAAGAAAAACAGAAAAGAAAACUACUACCGUGGGUAGUGAAGAAGGCGGUAUAGCUAAUGCUGCCGUAAAUAAUGUUCAUAAUAGCGAGGACCGAGCAGUUACUGGUGAAAGUAACGUGGCAAGCACGAGUUCCUCGACUCCUGGAAUUGUGGAGGUAAUGACAUUAUUAAAGUCAAUAAAAGAAAACCAAGAUAGUCAAGACAGACAAAUUGAAAAGAUGAACAGUCGUGUGAAUGAACUGUAUUAUGGUGACAUGACUGAGUUAGAAGAAGAGGAGUUGUUACUGCCUCCUAUAUUAAACCAGUCUUCUGAUGUUGAAGUUGAGAGGGAUUCGUGUCAACCCCCGAGUAAAAAACGUAGAGAGGAUGGUGAAACCUCUAGAUUUAGACAACUCGGGGUUAAAUACAAAGUCACAGAAGAUUGUGAUGAAAAUGUUGAUGAGGAAUUGGCAGCUAUGAUAAAUGAACUCUUCAGGGAAGGAUUGAACGAUGAUUAUUUUAAUGAACUUUUGAAGAGUAUAAAAAGGCCUGAAAAUUGCAAAUCGUUGAUAAAAACUAGAGUUAACCAGGCUUUGUGGAGUAUUCUAAAUCCAGAUACACGUAAUUGUGAUGCAAAAUUUCAGGUUAUUCAAUCAGCUGUAAUUAAAGCAUCAGUGAACUUGACAAAGUUAGCAAGUAAACUCAAUGAAAUGGAUACUGACAUUGUUGAAGGUUUGCAAAGCCUGAUAACUUUAGCUACAGAUAGUUUAGCCUUAUUGGGGCAUACAAACAAAUUGAUAAAUGUUAAAAGAAAAGAACUUCGUAGACCAGAUUUAGGUAGAGAGUAUUACCAUUUAAGUUCACCUUCUUUGCCUUUCUCAGAAUUUUUACACGGUGAUGAUGUGGCAAAAUCAGUAAAAGAGAUUCAAGAUGUGAACAGAAUAAGUAAUAAAGUACAUGGAAAGUUUCACAGAGGAAAUUUCCGAGGGGCAUCAUCUUUCAGAGCUCGAGGACGUCCCUAUGGUAGAGGGGCAAUGAGAACAAGAACCCAAAGAACUAACAGCAGUUGGGGUCGUUGGUCAAACAACUCGAAUGCCAGAGACAGUACAAAAAACUCAAAGGGGGAGCGCGGCUCCAACAAAUAGAGGCUGAGUCUAAUAAGCAGAACAUUACAAAAGUUGAGGACGGACCAGGCAGAGUGUUUGAUGGUGGUUCCUCUGUGGCCAACUCAGUGCUGGUAUCCGGUGCUAAUGGACUUGUUG
Molecule: messenger RNA, 1551 nt
Organism: Magallana angulata
Lineage: Eukaryota; Metazoa; Mollusca; Bivalvia; Ostreida; Ostreidae
Exons: 2
Coding region: 238-1434 (398 amino acids)
Source: RefSeq, a predicted model, not a curated record